Messenger RNA from Phlebotomus argentipes, 3608 nucleotides. Its product is annotated as F-box/LRR-repeat protein 16. Gene Ontology annotation, molecular function: protein binding. The transcript has 7 exons. The record is from RefSeq and is a predicted model, not a curated record. Gene Ontology annotation, cellular component: SCF ubiquitin ligase complex. The coding region runs from base 434 to 1912 and encodes 492 amino acids. Gene Ontology annotation, biological process: SCF-dependent proteasomal ubiquitin-dependent protein catabolic process. Lineage: Eukaryota; Metazoa; Arthropoda; Insecta; Diptera; Psychodidae.
UUUUCAGCCACCCCGCAAAAGUGCCCGACAAAGGACUGUUACGCGCGGUUUUCUGGACAGAAGGGCGACUUUUCCGUGAAUACACCUUGUUUUGGCGCAAUUUUCCACACUGAACGCAUAAACAUUGUAUGGUGUUUUGUGCCCACGGUGAAAAGUUCUUGUUUCGCAAUUUUUGUUCUUGCACAAUUGUGGUAACAUUUGUAAUUCGCCCCUCUUUUUUGAGCUCAAUUCCCUAAACAAAAAGAUUCGGAUUCUGUGCGGUGAGGAGUGAAAACAUAGAGCGUGAGGCCAAGUUACGAGUUGGGCCAAUUCGGUGGUUUAGUCAAAAAAUUCUGGUCUUUGCGAGGAAAAACGUGAACCUUUCCAGUGAAUGAUCCUGAAAGUGUCUCCAGAUUGCUUUUAAACCAUGAAUGAGUGACGAGGACGCGAGUUGAUGAUAAAGAUGUCCUCAAUCUCGGCUCAAGGAGUCGUUGAGCGCGCGUCUGCCGAGCUGUCGAAGCGCAUCAACGGCCUCGGGCUGCGGAAACACCACGGCGCCAAGGCGAGCGUGAUGGAGCGGGUCACGAACGUCCUGUGUGGCGGGAGUAGCGCCGGUCACGCGUCCGCCAACUCCCUGGGCGCGCCCGAGAAGCCCUCCCGCAUGGCCGCCAUGAAGCUGAGCGUGGGCAAAGGAGCUCCAAUGUCGACCAGCCACACGGGAACUCCCCAAGCGGCACGGAAAAGCCCUCCAGCGCCUCCCAUUCUCACCGUGGAGCAACUGCUCAUGGACGAGCGCUUCCUGGGCCGCUUCUUCCUCUACUUCAGUCCACUGGAGCGCUGCGUCCUGGCCCAGGUGUGCCAGCGCUGGCGGGACGUUCUGUACCGCGGACCGCGCUUCUGGUCGGGCUUGCUGCCGGUGCUGCAGAGCCGUGAACUGCGCCAGGCCAGCGGCCAGGAUCGCGUGAAGCUGUACAAUUCUCUCAUCCGGCGAGGCUUCCAUGCCAUCUGUCUCCUGGGCGCCACCGAUGAGGACGCCCUGGACAUCGUGCACUCCUUCCCGCUCGCCUCCAAGCACAUCCACUCCCUCAGCCUCCGGUGCUCCUCCGUCAGCGACCGAGGACUCGAGGCACUUCUGGACCACCUUCAGAGCCUCUUUGAGCUGGAGCUGGCCGGCUGCAAUGAGGUCACCGAGGCCGGCCUGUGGGCAUGCCUCACACCCAGGAUAGUGUCACUGUCGCUGGCGGACUGCAUCAACAUCGCGGACGAGGCGGUGGGCGCCGUGGCACAGCUGCUUCCAUCGCUCUACGAGUUCUCCCUGCAGGCUUAUCACGUCACGGACGCCGCUCUGGGAUACUUCUCGCCCAAGCAGAGCCACAGCCUCAGCAUCCUCAGACUGCAGUCGUGUUGGGAGCUCACAAACCACGGCAUCGUCAACAUUGUCCAUUCGCUGCCGCAUCUCACCGUCUUGUCACUCUCCGGCUGCAGCAAAGUCACGGACGACGGCGUCGAGCUGAUAGCGGAGAAUCUGCAGAAGCUGCGCGCACUCGACUUGUCCUGGUGUCCCAGAAUAACAGACGCUUCCCUGGAGUACAUUGCGUGUGACUUGAAUCAACUGGAAGAGUUGACGCUUGACCGAUGCGUCCACGUAACGGAUAUUGGAGUCGGUUACAUUUCCACAAUGCUCUCCUUGUCAGCUCUCUUCUUGCGCUGGUGUUCUCAGGUUCGGGACUUUGGACUGCAGCACCUUUGCUCCAUGCGAAAUCUUCAAGUUCUCUCGUUAGCUGGCUGCCCACUGCUGACGUCAAGCGGACUGUCGAGCCUCAUUCAGCUGAGACACUUGCAGGAAUUGGAGCUGACAAAUUGUCCAGGCGCUUCGCAGGAACUGUUCGAAUACUUACGAGAACACCUGCCGCGCUGUCUCAUUAUAGAGUAAUGCAUAUAAUUUGUAAAACUAGGUGACAAUUUAGCUAAAUUUGUAUAAUUGAGGUGAAAUCUUACUGAAUGUGAAGGAGGGAGAAAUCACAGUACAUUAGGAAAAUCGUGCGCGCUAUUCGACUAUGAACAGAGAGAGAUUGGAUGAGAGUGAGAUAAUAAAUGAUAGUUUAUAGGCAAUAUUAGUCUUUACAAGUAAAUACUUUCCAUUAGAGCAGAAAAUACUCAAGAAUACCAAUUAGAGAUUUAUCGAGGCGUCUUCUCAUUUGAGUCUGCUUAGAUAUUUAUUAGGCACUGAUUUUUAUUUUUUUCUUUUCUUCUUCUAAAACUGCAACAGAGAAAAGCGAUUAAGAACCCCAAAGAAACAUUGCGUGCAAUUGUUGGAUUGUUGUUGUUGAAAAUCCUGUCUAAACUGUAGGAAGAAGAGUCCUCUUUCUUCACCUUGUUCUCUAGUGUGUCUCUUUUGUUGUGAAAGGGAAAUAAACAAUGUAGAAAUGAAUUUAAUCAUGUAAAUUCUAGUCAAUUUUCACUAACUUUCCUCUUCACACACACACACGCACGCAGAUUAUCAGAUUUCCAUCCGCAAAGCCUCAGAAAAAUACGUGUUUUACUUGUACAAAAGGAGAUGAUAAGAAGAAGCCACUUGCUGUGUAAUUAUUAGAGAGAUAAAGUGAAUUAUUGGCAUAACAAAGAGAAAGUAAAGUGAAAUAUUGUACAUUUAUCACUUUGAGCACCUGCCCAUGACUAGCAAAAUAGACGACAGACGAGUUGAGAGAGAGAAGAAAGCAGCUAAAAGACACCUUCUGUGAGUGUUUUCUUCAAAAGAAAAUCACACAUCCACAGUGGGAGAAUUCUUGCUAGGCUUUAGAGUACAUUUUAAGGAACGUUGAAAGCAUUGCUGGAGGAGAAAAUAUAUAUGCUUAGUUUGUAAGGAAAAUCAAUUGUAAUAUUAUAAUAUCCUUUCUCGUUUCACCACAUUUUCUUAUUCCCCUUUUUUAUAUAAACUUUCCUUUUUCGAAGACUGAAACAGGAAAACGCGUGUAGAAGAUUGUAUGUGAACGUUUUGUGUCUAUUCAGUAUUAUUAGAGGAGCAGAAGAACAAGAAAUGCGAAGAUAUUCAUUGUGUAUAGCGAUAAAAGUGAACCGCUAUUCAUAAAAUUUGCAGCGAUUUUUUCUAGGCAAUGUUCAGGAUCAAUUGUCAUACUUUCACAAUUAAAUAGCAGCAAUAGCAUUAUAAAGUGAUCCCUUGAAUGUAAUCAAAAUACAUCUGAAAAGAUUUGAAAAAGAAGUGUUCAUGGGUCGAAAAUCAACAUUUUGUUCCAAUUUGAGCAUCAAAAUCAAGAGAAAGAAACUUUUACUGCGACUUUUUUGCAUUUUCUCUUCGGCAAAAGAGAAAAGCUCUUUUUACACGUUGCAAAUUCUGUGAAUGCCAUCAUUGUGGAAUCAUUCAUUAAGUGGAAUAUUUUGUAAAUAAUUGUAAAAAAAAAAAUGAAAUAUUUCGUUAGAGUCAAGAAUGAGGAAGAAAACAGUCGCAAUUUCACAUUCUGUUCGUCAAUUGAGUGUUUUUUCUGGGAUAUGAUGAAGUGAAGAAUCUUUGAGAAAAGCCACGAGAAAUCAUGUUUAAAAAUAAACUAAUCAUAGUGUUGUAGCAAUAUGAAUAAUAAUGUAAAUAAAAGAUAAAUUUAAAUAUAUUGAAA